Messenger RNA from Prunus armeniaca (apricot), 321 nucleotides. The record is from the annotation of a GenBank genome assembly. Lineage: Eukaryota; Viridiplantae; Streptophyta; Magnoliopsida; Rosales; Rosaceae.
AUGUCUCCCAUCUACGCUUUCCUAAUGAACGGUACACUACCCACCGACAAAUCCCUUGCUAGGAAGCUGCGGUAUCGAUCGGCAAGGUAUACAGUCAUCAAUGAUGUCCUGUACAGACGAGGGUUUACCACGCCGUAUCUAAAAUGCAUCACUACUGAACAAGAGGACUACGUCCUUCGGGAAAUCCACGGUGGCGUUUGCGGCGACCAUUCCGGAUCCCGAUCCCUAGCUAGCCUUUCGACAGGGGUACUACUGGACGGCUAUGCAUCAGGAUGCACACACGUUAGUGAAAAAGUGCGACAAAUGUCAACGGUUCAGUAA